AUGAGGUUAAGCACUCUACUAUACGCUGCAGCGUUUCUGAACAGUAUUAUCAUCGCAGAGCCUAUUUCCCUGUUUUCCAAUUCGCAGCCAACUUCACAACCUCUAGAAUCCAUCGAACCAAUAGUUGUAGUGGGGAACAAAUUUUACGGAUCGGUCACCAAACAACAAUUCUUUAUUAAAGGUAUCGCAUAUCAAAAAUCAAGACAGGAAGGAGAAGUUUAUGACACAUCAAAGGAAACAAACUACAUUGACCCCUUAGCAAACCCUUUCACUUGUUUACGAGACUUGGAGCAUUUGAAAGAGUUGGGUGUAAAUGUUGUUCGGAUUUAUCAGAUUAAUCCUUUGGCAAACCACGAUGUUUGUAUGAAUGCAUUUGCCAAUGCUGGAAUCUAUAUCUUGGCAGACUUGUCUGAGCCUUACAACUCCAUUCGUCGCGAUUUCCCUCAUUGGGACACCGAGUUAUACUUUAGAUACAGACAAGUUAUUGACUCAAUGCAAAGGUAUACAAACGUUUUAGGCUUUUUUGCUGGAAACGAAGUUGCAAACUCACAGCUGAAUAUUGAUUCUGCGCCAUUUGUUAGAGCUGCAAUUCGUGAUUGCAAGAAAUACAUUGCAUCAAAGGGUUACAGAAAAAUCCCGGUUGGAUAUGCUUCAAAUGACGAUGCUACUAUUCGCGAGUGCUUGGCAAAUUAUUUUGUAUGCAAACUAGAAGAAGAUAAGAAAAACGGCGUCGACUCAAGAGCCGAUUUUUUUGCAAUCAAUGUAUACGAAUGGUGUGGAUAUUCCACAUAUACAACAUCAGGGUAUCGGGAAUUAACUUCAACGUUUAAGAAUUACCCGGCCCCGGUAUUCUUUAGUGAAUUUGGCUGUAAUAUCAUCACACCAAGACCCUUCACUGAAGUUGAAGCAAUAUAUGGUACAACAAUGAGAAAAAUUUGGUCUGGCGGUAUAGCAUAUGAAUAUUUUGAAGAAGUCAAUCACUAUGGAUUGGUUUUGAACAAGAACGACGGGUCCAUUUUGAAACUACCUGAUUUUGAGACUUUAAAAACUAGAUUCAAUUCGGUAAAUCCCGUGGGUGUUCCGAUUGACCAGGUUGAAAAAACCACAGAGAUUUCAUGUUUGAAAAGCAACAAUAUUUGGGAUGUCGCGUUUGACUUGCCUCAAACUCCAGAUGCUGGCAAAUGUGAUUGCUUAUGGCAAUCCUUAUCUUGUGCUAUUGCUGACAACGACAACUUUGACGAGGAGGCGACAUUAAAAGACUUGUGCUUCAAAGUAGACUGCGACGAAAUAAAUACAAACGGUAGGCUAGGAAAGUACGGUAAAUACAGCGACUGCAAUCCAAUCAUAAGAGCAUCAUUUGCGUUGAAUAAAUACUAUGAGCAAACUGGGAAAAGAAAAGAAAUUUGUACUUUCCAGAAUAGGGGCGACCUUGUGAAUGAUGGCUAUAUCGAUCUAAGUACGAAAUUUUCAAGUGAUGGAAAGAAUUGUCAAAGUUUGUUGAAUGAUAAACCUUUACCAGUUCCAGAAAAUAUUAAGGAACAAAACACGAUUGAACUAGAGACAAUGCAGUAUAGUACUUCCUCCACAUCAGUAUCCAUUUCGGGAGCAAAAUUACUUCUUGGACUGUGGACAAGGGUAUUACAAUUCCUAAUGUUUAUAAUUCCUCUUUAA
Messenger RNA from Lodderomyces oxycetoniae, 1671 nucleotides. It is a transcript of the gene PGA5, whose product is annotated as 1,3-beta-glucanosyltransferase. The transcript has a single exon. Gene Ontology annotation, cellular component: plasma membrane. Gene Ontology annotation, molecular function: 1,3-beta-glucanosyltransferase activity. The coding region runs from base 1 to 1671 and encodes 556 amino acids. Gene Ontology annotation, biological process: fungal-type cell wall organization; fungal-type cell wall (1->3)-beta-D-glucan biosynthetic process. NCBI's taxonomy places the organism in Eukaryota, Fungi, Ascomycota, Pichiomycetes, Serinales, Debaryomycetaceae. The record is from RefSeq and is a predicted model, not a curated record.